CUCCUGACCAGCUGGGCGGGACUCAGGCUGCAAUAUAAGGGGGAGCGCCCCUGUCCCGGCUACAGUGCUGAAGCUGGAGCGUCAGCAGGCACCAGAAGGCAACUUGAAACUCACGAACCAGAGGAACUGAAAAAGACGCAGCAGGAGCGCUUCUUCCCGCCACUCCCAGCCCCAGCCUCGGAAGAUGGGGCUCCUCGGGAAACUCCGCGCCUCGGCGGCGGGCAGCGCGCCUCUGGAGCCUGCCUUCUCCAAUGUGCUCACCCCGAACCGCAUCCCCGAGUUCUUCAUCCCGCCGCGGCUGCCCACCCCCUAUGCUCCCGAGUCCUCGCCCUCGGCCGCCGCGCUGCCCCGGAGGUGCGCUGCUGAGCCGGACCUUUGGCUUCGAGGAGCCGACGACGGCGCGGGGCGCACGGACUGGGACCCGCGUUCGCAGGCCGCACUCUCACUGCCGCACCUGCCCCGGGCGCGCACCGCCUACGGCUUCUGCGCGCUGCUCGAGAGCCCGCACACCCGCCGCAAGGAGUCGCUCUUCCUCGGGGACCCGGGCGCCGCCGCGCUCCCGCCCGCCCCCCGUCCCCGGGCCCACACCUACGGGGGCGGCGGCGGAGACGCUCCCAUGGCGCCCGGGGCGAGAGCGCCCAUUGCGACCCCCAAAGCCCACGGCGGCCCCAGCCCAUCCCUGGACACGUUCGCCCCGCCGCCCCGCUGCCGCCGUCUCCUACGCGCCCCGGAGGGGCUGCUGCGCCGAGCAUUGCGGGCCGGGAGGAGCCGAGGCCUGACCCGCGCCCGCUCCGUCUCCAGCGGGGACGGGGAAGAUGAUGACGAGGACGAACGCCGCGCCAGCUCCGAGUCCCCGACGCGGGCCCCCGUCACAUCCCUUUCGCCGCAUCGCGACCCGCGUCCCGAGCGCCUGGAGGCCGAGGGCACCGUGACUCUGGGCCGCGCCGGGGGCGCCCUGCGCCUGGCCGCCGAAUACAAUCGGGCCAGCGGGCGCCUCCGCGUCCGGUUGGUCCGUGCUGAGGGCCCGGCUGGAGGGGCCGCCGAGCCCCGCGCCCCCGUAGGCUGCAGAGUCAGCUUCGUCCUGAAGCCGCGGGGCGCCGUGGUCCGGCGGAGUCGCAGGGCCGUCUUGGAGCAGGACUUGUGCCUGGACGGGCUCUCGGAGGACGAGGUGCGCCGCCUGGCCGUGCGCGUCAAGGCCGAGAACCGGGGCCGCGGGCUGGAGCGGGGCCGCCUGCUGGGCCAGGGCGAACUGCUGCUGGGCCCCCUCCUGCUCCUCUGAGGGCGCGCUCUGCCGCGGGGCCUCUCGGACACUGAU
Molecule: messenger RNA, 1315 nt
Organism: Dama dama (fallow deer)
Lineage: Eukaryota; Metazoa; Chordata; Mammalia; Artiodactyla; Cervidae
Product: C2 calcium-dependent domain-containing protein 4A
Exons: 2
Coding region: 185-1279 (364 amino acids)
Source: RefSeq, a predicted model, not a curated record